GGACGAGACGCACCAAUGCCCCUAUUUCAUCCCGCGGCUGAUGGCAGGACGGCAAAAGAGGCGAUGCGAGAUCAUUCGCACCGCUCCCCUUUCGCCGCUGACCACACAGCAUCGCUGUUGCGUCACGCGGAUCUCCUCUCAUCCCAUCCAAAUACAUUCAUACCAGUGUUAAAAAACCCAUGCUUUAAACUUGACAACAGUGCGCGCGAGUCUGACUGGAAGGUGCCCACUCAGCAUCACGACCGCCCCAGACAGAUCAGUUCACUGUUUUCCAGCAGACAAGGCGAGGCACUCGACAGGGCUGUCGCGAAGUCGGCGGCUACAGAAAGAGAGCAGGCUGCUGUGGAAAAAAUGUCACAGAGCGAAAUGCGAGAGUUUUGUGCCAGCCCCAACGAUGACAAAACAGUGCUCGACAAAGUUGACAGGGCCUUGGAAGUUGGUGACAUUUCCGAAUUUUACGACCUUCUCAACAGCAACAAUAGCUUUAACCCUGUCGAGGUUCUCCGGUUAAUUUGCAGCAAGGAUAACGUUAAGGAAGAGACGCGAUGUCGUUUCGCCAGCAUGUUGCUGUUCAAACACGACGCUCACGGCAGCGCGGAACCCUUCCCGGUUCACAAAGCGGCUGCAAAAGGCCUAUGCCGGCUACUUGCAGUUUUGGUCAACCACCCUGAGCACCCUGCAGACGCAACAGUACUCUCACGAAACGGCGAAACGGCCAUCCACGCUGCGGUGCGAGCGGCAUCGUUGAGGAAGAGAGAAGGGGACACCAGUGUCUCGGAAGAGGCUGUCUUGCGGUGCAUCAAAAUUCUGGCCUCAAAAAACUGCGACAUCCACGCCAGGGACAACAUCUCCGACAAGUUUACUGCCGUCCACUUCGCAGCCCUACACAAAUUGUGGAUCCUGGUCGACUACUUCCUCAGCCAAAAUGUUAACAUCGACAUCGAAAUCGGCAACACCACCGCUAGGGAGAUGAUUAAAAAUUUUGACUAUAGGUGGGUCGUUUAUUACGACGGUUGUUCAGAAACGGGAGAAGAUUCGCGAGAGAAACUGGUCUCGACCAUCGAAAAGUCGUCCCUGACAACCAAAGAUAAAGAGGAAUAUUUCGAAAAGUGGCUGGAGAACAACGAGUACGAGGAUCUAAAAGUGAAUGAGCCUUUCAAGGGCAGAUACACUUUGCUCGAGUGCGCCAUCAAGAACCGUCUGCCAGAAAUGGCUCGCGCUCUAAUUAAGGGAGGAGCCGACCCAAAUCCAGCCCUGUUCACGUCGGUUGCAGCUGGAGAGCAGUAUAUUAACCUGCUGAAGGAGUCUGAAACCAAACUAGACCUCUCGAAAAUGGUCCAAGGAAAAUGCAAACAAACCGUCCUCCACAAAGCAGCGCUUUCAAGCAGCCCCAGCGUCAACGUGGUCCAGCACCUGUUGCAAGAGGGCGAGCUGCAGGUGAAAAACUUCCGUGAGUGGGUCAACGCCAGGGACUUUAAAGGCUGGACGGCUCUACACUACGCUGCCAAACGCCACCUGAACGACGUGGUCACCGUCCUUUUGCGGUACAAAGCCAAUAUCUUUGUUGUCGACGACUUCGACCAACCUGCCUUUUACCACAUGCGGCCUGAGCUCAUCGAGGAGCAUCUCAAUGAUCACAUCCGCUUGAGCGAGUCUUCAUUGAUGGAUGACGACUGCGGCGUCGUUUUCGAUUUCAACUUCCUGAAUAUUCCACGAGAGAGAGUAGACAAUAGAAUGACCCCUCACAAGAACAACAGAGACAGCUACCUGGCGGUUGAAAAGGAUGAUCAAAAGCUUGUCGCAGGCCCCGUUGUCACGACCAACAGGAGCCUUCGCCCCGAAGUGGAGCCUCUGAGGAUGAUGGCCAACUCGCGCAAUCACAAAAAACUGCUGCAACACCCCAUCAUCAGGGCCUUUUUGCGCAUGAAAUGGCACCGCCUGUAUUGGUUCUAUUGGUUGAAUUGUGGCUUCUAUCUGGCGUUCACAGCUUUUUUCUUCCUGUUCGUCUUCAGCAUCGACCUCAAAAGCAUCAAUGAAGAGGGCGUGUUAACGUCUGCGGUCAACUCAAGUGGAAACGGAACAUACUUAAAUCUCAUUCAAGAGCACCACGACUUUCUAUGGGCGGCGACCAUGUCGUUGACCCUGCUGCUGGCCCUGAGAGAACUGUCGCAACUUCUAUUUCUAACGAGGAAAUAUAUUUUCAAGCUGGAGAAUUGGCUGGAGUGCCUUAUCAUAGUUUUAACCUUUUGUCUCCUGAUGGCACCGUUCAGCAAGGCCAUGGCCGCUGUACUUUCGCUGUUGGUUUCCUUGGAGAUGGUUCUCCUAAUGAGUCGGCACCCUCAACUCGCCACCUAUAUCCACAUGUUUUUGCAAGUGGCGCUGAACUUCAUAAAAUUCCUACUCUGGUACUUAUUUCUCAUCGUAGCGUUUGGCUUCUCAUUCUACAUAAUCUUCCCCACGUGCCAGAAGAGCGAGGAAGAGGAUUGCAAGAACUUUUUCAACACGAUUCCCUACUCCAUUUUCAAAACGAUCGUAAUGAUAUCAGGCGAAUACGAAUCUGGCGACCUAGAGUUCGACCACGUGUCCGUUGCCAGCCACCUAAUUUUCAUCGCAUUCCUCUUUUUCAUCUCAAUUGUGAUGGUGAACCUUCUUAACGGCUUGGCCGUCAGUGACACGCAACAAAUAAAAAAUGAAGCUGAGCUCAUUUUCUGCACUGCGCAAGCUAAAUUCUUUGCCGACAUAGAAUCAACCCUUCUAGUGACCUGUCGAGAGGAUGGCUGUUGCCCUUCAGCUUUCAGGUCGCUUGCCAGGUGGAUGAGCGAGAAGAUAUUGCUGAUUAACAAUUUAUUGGCAGAGUACGACAACAAGGUAACCGUGUUGCUGAACAAAAACAAUGAAGUGGUCCCUGAUGUGAGAUUUUGUGGAGAAAAUGAUUGCAUGUUGUGCUGCUGUGCGUGGAACAUUUUACCUUUUAGCCUACGCAGAAUAUGCAACUCAUUCAACACGAUUGUAAGUGAUGCGUUGGAGGUUAUCAACAGAAAAGAGGAAAGUGAUAAGAUGGACCAAAUGCUAGAACGAUUAGAGCGACUAGAGAAACUUUUUAUGGCCAAACAACUUGCAGACCAGUGAGGAAAGAACUACAAUAAUUUUUUGAGUCGAUAUAGCCCCUUGAGAAUUUAAGUAAAUAAGAGGGCCGAGAAAAGUAUGUUACGCAUUUUUGCAGGGUUGACUGUUUUAGUAAUUUUCUUAAAUUAUACGCCAAGUCACCUAGCCGCUUUAUAAUUUCAUCACUCUUGAAAGAAUACUCAACUUCUUGAGUUUCACUCACUCCAUAAUAAGAAUUUGUGGAAGGGCAUUUAUUUAUAUCUUUUUGUCUAUGACGCAUAAAUUUUACGAAAACUUAUGAGCGAGUUAGAGCAGAUUUAAUAUUGUAUUGUCGCUUCUCUAACAAUAAAUUGGUUAAACCUAACGGCUUUUGACAUAGAAUGAAUCAAAUUCUUGUGAAUAAACAGAAACAUAAUAACCUAAAAGACAUUUUAAUAU
Molecule: messenger RNA, 3543 nt
Organism: Cloeon dipterum
Lineage: Eukaryota; Metazoa; Arthropoda; Insecta; Ephemeroptera; Baetidae
Exons: 3
Coding region: 16-3129 (1037 amino acids)
Biological process (GO): monoatomic ion transport; transmembrane transport
Cellular component (GO): membrane
Molecular function (GO): protein binding; monoatomic ion channel activity
Source: RefSeq, a predicted model, not a curated record